CUAGGUUUGGGAAGUUUACUGUUAUUAUCCCUUUAAACUUUUUACUCCUAUCUCUUUCUCUACCUCCUCUUUAAGGCCAAUAACUCUUAGAUUUGCCCCUUUGGGGCUGUUUUCUAGAUCUCAUAGAUGUGCUUCAUUCUUUUUUAUUAUUUUUUCUUUUGUCCCUUCUGAUUGUAUAUUUUCAUUUUUUAUUUAUUUUUUUAUUUGACUAUUUUCAAAUAGCCUGUCUUCAAGCUAAUUCUUUCUUCUGCUUAGUCUAUUCUGUUAAGAGACUCUGAUGUACUCUUCAGUAUAUCAAUUACAUUUUUCACCCUGAGAAUUUCUUCUUGAUUCUUUUAAAUUAUUUCAAUCCCUUUGUUAAAUGUAUCUGAUAGGAUUCUGAAUUCCUUCUCUGUGUUAUCUUGAAUUUCUUUGAGUUUCCUCAACACAGCUACUUGGUCUCUUUAAAUCUAUUUUCUAUCUUUAUGCAUUCUUCUUUCUUCCCUGGAAGGAUACUAUUAUGAGCUUUCAUACCCUUCAGCUAGUUACUUCUCUCUUUCUUCUUUCCUUUGGGCCCAGGGAUGGUGCCAGCUACACUGCUGCCAGCCUCAGGCUCCUGCACUAUCCAUUUUUGGUUCCGUCACACCCUAUCCACCAUAAGUCGUUCCUUUGUAAAUAAACCCUCCUCUAAUUAUUCUAAUUUAAGUGUUCCAACUGUUUUAUAUUGAGUCCUUGACUGAUAUGGGAAAAUUGGCAGAAUAUGAAUCUCCUAGUACCAUCACUGAGGUGUAGAAUACUGAAAGUUAUUAUGGAAGAGUUCUGAGAUCUUAGCAGUAUAGAGCAUUGCACAGUCUUAUUCCUCCAUUAUGGAGAAGAAGGGGCUAUUUGGCAUGUAUUUUCUGAAUUUGGGGGCAUAUUUUAAUAUAGCAACUCAUGUUUGCUACUGUUUGAAUGAAGAAAUUUCACUGAGCAUUUUUUAAUGAGACACUGGUCAAGAGUGCCAAGCCUGAAAUAAUCAUAAUGUAUUGUGCCUUAGAAGAAGAUGGAGGCCAUUUUCAACUCAUUUUACUUCUCUGCAGCCCUUAAAGGGUAAACAAGAGCGUGUCAGGGAUUCCUGUGGCUCCAUAUGAAGGGUCGUGGAGACUAGCAGAAGGGCAGAAACCAUCAGACUGCAGUUUUUCCAGGCUAAACAAUGGAACAUCCAACCUGAAAAUGACAUUGGGAUAGUGUCCCGAUGAAAUACGGAUUUCAUUCUAGAAGGAGUUCUUUUGCUGGCAAAGGUAGGCAUGAAGCUGAACAUUGCUCCAAGAAAACCAAACAUUGCUUAUAAGAACCAUAUAACGUUCACACAGGUAGCCAGUAGCAGAUGGCAGAGAUACAUUUGACUACUUACUAAGUGGUUUCUUCAUUCUCUCUUUGCUUCCUUCAUAGGAGAUGUAUGAGAAUAUGAGACUCAAAGAGAGAAAAAAAGGGAAAGUUCAUUUUUAAAAAAAAAGAUAAAAAGAUAAGCCCUCUCCUUUACUGUAAGCCUCUAGGUUCAAAAACAGGUUUAGCUUGAGUUAGGACAGGUGGAGAGGAACAUAGUUUAGGAAAGGAGGCUGGAGGCAAGGAGAUGAGUCUAGAAUGGACUUUGAUAUGGAAGCUAUAAAAGAAGCAAUCUUGAAUAUUGAAACAAGAGUAUACUAUUAAACAAGAAUGAUUGGAAAAUUGUGGACUUGGCCACGAAACUGUUAAGCAAACCGCUACUCAGGAGAAAGGAAGAGUUAUUAGAAAAGGAACACAAGUUCAUGUUUAUACUUCAACUCUUGAGACUCACUGCAAUUCCCUUCUGAUAGGAAUUUUUUUUUGUCUUAUAUAUGGUAGAGUUAAUUGUUCUAGAAACCUACUUCAAGCUAACUUAAGCAACAAAGUGGGAUUUAUUGGAAAGCCGCUUGGGUGUCUCACAGAACCCAAGGAAGAGAAUUGAGCUGGAUUUCACAGGACCUGGAAAAUCCUCAGAAACUCAAUUGUUCUCUCUCUUCUCUCUCCAGUCAGAACCUUCAGGAAGGGAAGAGUGGCUCAUGGGCUGAGUGGAUAAACCACAAAAUGGGUAAUAUACUAUAGGUGAGUUUUAAGUGACAAAUGAAGUCUAAGCUGUUAUUGCACUGGUCGGUGACUGAAACUGAAAAUGGGAAUUAGAGGUUAAGUGGAGGGAAUAUGUUGCCAAAAUGUUAGAAGGAUCUUCUUCAAAGAGAAGUUGAGGCUGUAGAGGAUAAUGGUAGGGCACAGAGUGGAGGUGAAGCUUGUGAGGGGUGGGGGUCAAUGGGGAGGAUAGGAGAGCAUUCCUGAUUUUGAGGAGGAAGGAUAGAGGGUUUUAUCGGUGAAUGACGUGAGUAAGUGUCAUGACCACUCAUAUUCUCAGGAUUCUUGAGUAUUGGGAGAUGUGACUGCAGUGGACAGGGCAGUGUCAGAGAGACUAGAUUUUAUAAUAGAAGCUUUUAAAUUACCUACCCAUCACCAACUUAUCAGGAGACUGACACUGUCCAUCUCCUCCAAAAACAAAACUGACAUGCCCGGCACUUUGAUGUCCACCAGUUGAGCUUUAUGUUUAUCAAGAAUAGUUGUGUAAACUUCCAAAACUGUUUAUGGCAGGCACGGUGGCUCACGCCUGUAAUCCCAGCACUUUGGGAGGGCGAUGUGGGUAGAUGACUUGAGGUCAGGAGUUUGAGACCAGCCUGGCCAACGUGGUGAAACCCCAUCUCUACUAAAAAUACAAAAAAGAAAUUAGCCAGGCGUGGUAGCGGGCGCCUGUAAUCCCAGCUACUCAGGAGGCUGAAGUAUGAGAAUCGCUUGAACCCAGGAGGCGGAGGUGGCAGUGAGCCGAGAUCAUGCCACUGCACUCCAGCCUGGGUAACAGAGCAAGGCUGUCUCAAAAGAAAAAAAAAACUGUUUAUAUCAGUUAUAUUUGUUAUUGUAAUGAUGAAAUUUAUAGACAAACUAAUGAAAUAGGAGUAUAAACAUACAGGUAUUUUUUAAAAAUAAGUUGAAUAUUUUAUGACUACAUAAACAAUAAUCUUUUAAAAGUCACUGUCAAUUUGAUGACUAGGAGUCAGCCAUACAACUAUAAAAGGUUUUGAGAAAACUGUAAAGAUCUAAAUAGAGGCUGCAUUUAGUUUUUUUCCCCACAAGAACCUUUAGGUUCUAGACAUUUAUUUCAAAUAAAUGUCAACUCAUCUGGAUGUAGCUUAUGCAAGAAAGACCUAGAAGAGCUCUUAUUAUGGACCCCCAUUCAAUGAAAACACAAUGGCCCUUUAUUUCUCUUUCAACAUGAGGAGGUGGAAGGGCUGUUCAAGCCCUUCUGUUCACGAUAGCACAGGAGGUCCAGGAAAGAGGCGAGCCGUGGGUGAGCAGGAGUGUCUGGGGAGUGUCAACUUUCCAUUGAAAAAUACCCCUGUGAUCAAGCCAUUUCACUUCCGUGGCAAUCUUAUUUAUGUAUUCACCAAAAUUGGGUGGGAGCUAGUGUUUAGCUGUCAUCGUCCGUAGGCUGCUGUGUUUGGCUCAUGGCAGGGUGUGAAACUGGCAUCAGGGAGUGUUUGCCAAGUGAAUAAGUGUGGGGCUGCCCUUUCCAGAGCCGCCGGGAGAAACUCUGGAUACAGAGACCCUAGCCUGGCGCCAGUCUCAGCGUUCCUCCUAGUCGGGGAGGAAUCUGUGGGUGAGAGGUGGGGAGCCUGAAACCCAAAUACAACAGCCACUCUGGACUGGGCGUGGUUCCCUGGGAGCUGGGUCUCAGAUCCUUUUAAAGCUGAUUUCUCCCCGGAUCUCCCCGGAGGUCCGGGCAAGAUGGGCAAGUACACGGUCCGCGUGGCCACCGGGGAUUUGCUCCUGGCGGGCUCUCCCAACCUGGUGCAGCUGUGGCUGGUGGGCGAGCACGGGGAGGCAGACCUAGGGAAGCAGCUGCCACCGGUGUGGGGAAAGGAGGCAGAGUUUGAGAUCGACGUCCCCCUGCACCUGGGGCGCCUCCUGAUGGUGAAGCUGCGCAAACACAACGUGCUGUUGAGUCUCGACUGGUUCUGCAAGUGGAUCUCAGUGCAGGGCCCGGGGACCCAAGGCGAGGCCUUUUACCUCUACCGCUGGGUGCAGGGCCACGGACUUAUCUGCCUGCCUGAGGGUACUGCCCGGACCAUGAGUGAUGACCCCCAGAACCUGUUUAAGAAAUAUCGGGAACAGGAGCUCAAGGAAAGAAGGAAGGUGUACCGGUGGGGCUUCUGGAAAGAUGGGUUAAUCCUGCCUAUAGCAGGGAAUAGGCAACCGGACCUUCCUAGGGACGAGCGAUUCCUCGAGGAUAAGGAUUUAGACUUUAAUGUCUCCCUAGCAAAAGGGUUGAAGGACUUGGCCAUUAAGGGGACACUGGAUUUCAUAAAUUGUGUGAAAAGGCUGGAAGAUUUCAAAAAAAUAUUCCCACAUGGAAAGACUGUCCUGGCUGAGCGGGUUUAUGAUUCUUGGAAGAAUGAUGCCUUCUUUGGGUACCAGUUUCUCAGUGGUGCAAACCCCAUGCUCCUGAGGCAUUCUUCAAGGCUCCCAGCCUGCCUGGUGCUGCCUCCAGGGAUGGAAGACUUGAACACCCAGCUGGAGAAAGAACUCCAGGCUGGAUCUCUGUUUGAAGUGGAUUUCUCCUUGCUGGAUGGAGUCAAGCCUAAUGUCAUCAUUUUUAAGCAGCAAUACGUGGCAGCCCCUUUGGUCAUGCUGAAGCUUCAGCCUGUUGGAGGACUCUUACCCAUGGUCAUCCAGCUCCAGCCACCUUGACACGGAUGUCCCCCACCUCUGCUCUUUCUGCCCUCGGAUCCCCCCAUGGCCUGGCUCCUGGCCAAGACCUGGGUCCGGAGCUCUGAUUUCCAGCUGCAGCAGUUACAGUCACAUCUGCUGAGGGGACACUUGAUUGCUGAGGUUAUUGCUGUGGCUACAAUGAGAAGCUUGCCUAGCCUCCAUCCUAUCUACAAGCUCCUGAUCCCCCACUUCCGCUACACCAUGGUGAUCAACACCCUGGCCCAGAGUAGUCUUGUCUCCGAAUGGGGAAUUUUUGACCUGGUGGUGAGCACUGGUAUUGGAGGCCACGUGGACAUUCUUCAGAGAGCCAUGGCUUGUUUGACCUAUCAUUCCCUCUGUCCUCCUGAUGACCUGGCUGACCGUGGGCUCCUGGAUGUGAAAUCAUCUUUUUAUGGCCAAGAUGCCAUCAGGCUGUGGGGAAUCAUCAGCCGGUACGUGGAGGGGAUGGUUGGGCUUUUCUACAAGAGUGACCAAGCCGUGAAGGAUGAUCUAGAGCUGCAGGCCUGGUGCAGAGAGAUGACUGAGACUGGACUGCAGAGGGCCCAAGACCAGGGGUUCCUCAUCUCCUUAGAGUCCCGGGCUCAGCUCUGGCACUUUGUCACCAUGUGCAUCUUCACAUGCACAGGUCAGCAUGCUUCUAACCACCUGGGCCAGCUGGACUGGUACUCCUGGAUCCCUAAUGGCCCAUGCACCACGCGGAAGCCCCCGCCCAUCUCUAAGGAUGUGACAGAGAAGGAUAUAGUGGACUCACUGCCCGAUCUCCACCAGGCACGUAUGCAAAAGACCUUCACAAAGUUCCUUGGCAGACGCCAGCCUGUCAUGGUGGUCCUGGGGCAGCAUGAGGAGAAAUAUUUCUCUGGCCCUGAGCCCCAAGCUGUGCUGAGACAAUUCCAGGAGGAACUGGCUGCCAUGGACAAGGAGAUUGAGGUCCAGAAUGCAGUCCUGGACCUGCCCUGUGAGUACCUUCAACCCAGCAUGGUAGAGAAUAGCGUGACCAUCUGAGAGGCCUUGCCCGCCUCAGCUCCAAAGCUCCACCAUCCCUGAGUGCCUUUGAGUAUUCCAUCCUCCUCACAUCCUCUGGUGAACAAAUUGUCCCCAAAGCUUUGUGGUCAGGGUAUCCAGAGCUGCUCACCACACAACUAUGGGGAAUACACAGUGAUGGUCCCCAUUGCAUUUGGAAGUGGCAUCCCCCAAAGCUGCCCUACCUUAAAUGUCCAUCCAGUCCUGCACUUCCUCACCCCGAUCCCUGCACACCUCCUCAUUGCCAAAGGACCUGGCUUAGAUACAAGUAAAAAUAUAUGAUUAAAUAACAAAA
Gorilla gorilla gorilla (western lowland gorilla) is the source of this 6097-nucleotide messenger RNA. Its product is annotated as polyunsaturated fatty acid (12S)/(13S)-lipoxygenase, epidermal-type-like. NCBI's taxonomy places the organism in Eukaryota, Metazoa, Chordata, Mammalia, Primates, Hominidae. The record is from RefSeq and is a predicted model, not a curated record. Gene Ontology annotation, biological process: lipid oxidation. Gene Ontology annotation, molecular function: protein binding; iron ion binding; oxidoreductase activity, acting on single donors with incorporation of molecular oxygen, incorporation of two atoms of oxygen.